UUGAGGGAGGUUUAAAGGCGUCGAGAACACGCGGUGCCUCCUCACUUCCUGGUUGAAGAUGGCGGAUGAGAAUGAGACAGCACCGAUGCCGGAUAAAGAAGAUGUAGAGGACCACGGCCACUGCAGCGACUGUGAAAAUGACGAGCACCACUUUGACGAUGGUGACCGGGGUCUUGGAGACGAUACCGGUGCCAAGAAGAAGAAAAAGAAGCAGAAAAAGAAGAAGAAAUCUGGUGCCACAGAAGCAUCUCAGGACCCACUUGCCAAGGUUAAUUCAUUGCCAGCUGAUAAGCUGCAAGAGAUCCAGAAGGCCAUUGAACUGAUCUCUGUAGGCCAAGGACCUGCCAAAACGAUGGAGGAGGCGAGUCGAAGGAGUUACCAGUUCUGGGACACACAGCCUGUGCCUAAGCUAGGGGAGACCGUGACAUCACAUGGCUCAAUUGAACCUGACAAAGACAACAUCCGGGAGGAGCCCUACAGCCUCCCACAGGGCUUCAGUUGGGACACCCUUGACCUAGGAAACGCUGCUGUGCUCAAGGAGCUUUACACCCUUCUUAAUGAAAACUAUGUGGAGGACGAUGACAACAUGUUCAGAUUUGACUACUCCCCUGAGUUCCUGCUCUGGGCCCUGCGUCCUCCAGGCUGGCUGCCUCAGUGGCAUUGUGGAGUCAGAGUCAAUUCCAACCAAAAGCUGGUGGGCUUCAUUAGUGCCAUUCCUGCCACAAUCCAUAUCUAUGAUAUAGAAAAGAAAAUGGUAGAGAUAAAUUUCCUCUGCGUCCACAAGAAGCUUCGCUCCAAACGAGUUGCUCCAGUUCUGAUCAGAGAAAUCACCAGACGGGUCAACCUGCAGGGAAUCUUCCAGGCAGUGUAUACCGCUGGAGUAGUACUGCCCAAACCUGUUGGCACAUGCAGGUACUGGCAUCGCUCUUUGAACCCACGCAAGCUGAUUGAGGUAAAGUUCUCCCACCUGAGCAGGAACAUGACUAUGCAGCGCACCAUGAAGCUGUACCGUCUGCCUGAGGCCCCAAAGACUUCAGGUCUGCGACCGAUGACCAGAAAGGAUGUUCCAGUGGUGCAUCGUCUUCUCCGUGAAUACCUGAGCCAGUUCAACCUGGUGCCUGUCAUGAACCAGGAAGAGGUGGCACACUGGCUGCUACCCCGGGAGAACAUUAUUGACACUUACCUUGUGGAGAAUGAUGGAAAGGUGACAGAUUUCUUGAGUUUCUACACACUACCAUCUACUAUCAUGAACCACCCUGUGCACCGCAGUCUGAAAGCAGCUUACUCCUUCUAUAAUGUGCACACCAGCACCCCCCUGCUUGACCUGAUGUACGAUGCCCUCAUUCUGGCCAAAUCGAAAGGAUUUGACGUCUUCAAUGCACUGGAUCUAAUGGAAAACAAAACUUUCUUGGAGAAGCUUAAGUUUGGUGUUGGUGAUGGAAAUCUUCAGUAUUAUCUGUACAAUUGGAAGUGUCCCAGCAUGGGGUCAGAAAAGGUUGGGUUGGUGCUGCAGUGAUGUCCCUUUAUGCCAUGAACAAGUGUCACCAACAGAUCAGGACACAGCUCCAUCGCACCGGCCUGCUGACAGAUGGACUGAUGACUUCCUGCUUCAGGAAAACAAAAUGCACCGCCCAUUUUUACUUUUUGACCUUUUGAACUUUGACCUGCACUACCGCUGCCAGGAAAGGAGGCAGGAGAGUCUUCAGCUCUUCCUAUUUCCUCUAUCACACGGACCUUAAGCCAUUGUAGUUUCCAUCCCAAACAACUGUAUUACAUCUGAGAGCUGUCUUGAUUGUACCAAACACACACGAUCAGUUUGCACAGACUACUGUAUACCAAACUCCUCUGCUGGCAUACCUACAAUGCAUGUAAAUAAUAUCCAACAUACCUGCAAAUUAUUCCCUUACACAUGCAGACUAGAAACUCCUGUUUUAUUUUAAUUCUUAAUUGUUGAAAGUGCUUUUUGCAAUUAAAACAGUUGUCAUCUUUAAGUUUUAGAAAUAAAUUAUCAAAAUGAAAAAAAUUUUAAAAAGCAAAGGGUCAAAAAGAUGAGAUAAUAAAUAUCAAAAGUGGACGUGAGAUAAGGGCUUCUGUUAAGAUUUGGCUCGUCAUGUUUGAUACUUCUGUCGUUUUUCUUUUUUUUUUUUUUUUCCUCAUGCCCACAAGCCUUCUGUUUAACCAAUCGUGAGUUGUUUCAGCGCUGAUUGGAGAGUUGGUGUUCAUCAUGUCCCUCUUUUCCGGGAUAGUUCGCUGGGACAAGAUGAUGACCAUACAGUUUUGUAUGGUGCUGAAUUUGAAGCUCUUUUUACAUUUACGUAACACACUGAUGUCCAGGUUCAAUGGUCACCUCUCUGUGUUCUGACAUUGCAUGAUCCCAAACAGUAUGCAAUGACUGGUAUUAAAAAUGGAUAAUGCUUGAGGGAACUGUGAAGAAAGUCUUAAAAGUAAAGGAAAAACUCAUUUGAUAUGGCAACAGGUUUAGAUGCAGAGCAAACACUGUGUUGAGUUCUUUGCUGUAGAAAAGCGUAAUGAUUGUUUUUGACUUGUGGGAUAAAAUAACAUCUUUAUAUUUUGCUAUUGGGCUAUAUUUAGAAAAUGACAAUUGUGUACUUUUACUAGCAGCCAUAUUAAAUAUGAGCCUCACAGGUAAGAUUUCGCCUCACAGCAUAGAGCCAUACCUUGUACAUUACCUAGUACAGAAGCAGUGCGUAUGAUUGAGCUGGGCCCAUAAACAGCAGUCUUGGACUUUGUGCAGGUUUGGUGGUGACAUCAGUACCUAAGGAAAUACCACCACCACCCUAAGUGUUUCUUAUGAGGUUGGAUUUACUAUUGGCAACGGAUGUAAACGCAUAACUGGUCUCGUGUUAUGAUGCAGGAAAUGAAUGUUGAAGAUGCAAGUGAUUUUUUUGAAGCAAAAAUAAAAUUAGUUGCUCUGAA
Molecule: messenger RNA, 2937 nt
Organism: Betta splendens (Siamese fighting fish)
Lineage: Eukaryota; Metazoa; Chordata; Actinopteri; Anabantiformes; Osphronemidae
Gene: nmt1a
Product: N-myristoyltransferase 1a
Exons: 12
Coding region: 59-1516 (485 amino acids)
Biological process (GO): N-terminal peptidyl-glycine N-myristoylation
Cellular component (GO): cytoplasm
Molecular function (GO): glycylpeptide N-tetradecanoyltransferase activity
Source: RefSeq, a predicted model, not a curated record